Molecule: messenger RNA, 1290 nt
Organism: Naumovozyma dairenensis CBS 421
Lineage: Eukaryota; Fungi; Ascomycota; Saccharomycetes; Saccharomycetales; Saccharomycetaceae
Gene: CDC11
Product: septin CDC11
Exons: 1
Coding region: 1-1290 (429 amino acids)
Biological process (GO): protein localization to bud neck; division septum assembly; cellular bud neck septin ring organization
Cellular component (GO): cell division site; septin complex; cytosol
Molecular function (GO): GTP binding; GTPase activity; molecular adaptor activity
Source: RefSeq, a predicted model, not a curated record
AUGUCCGGUAUUAUAGAAGCCUCUUCAGCUUUGAGGAAAAGAAAACAUUUGAAAAGAGGGAUCAAUUUCACAGUAAUGGUAGUUGGCCAAUCUGGCUGUGGUAGAUCUACUUUCAUAAAUACAUUAUGUGGUCAACAAGUCGUUGAUGUUUCUACCAUGGUAUUGUUACCCACAGAUACAUCUACAGAAAUCCCAUUACAAUUGAGAGAGGAAACAGUGGAAUUAGAAGAUGAUGAAGGUGUCAAGAUUCAAUUGAAUAUCAUUGAUACACCUGGUUUUGGUGAUUCCUUAGAUAACUCCCCAUCUUUUGAAAUUAUAUCAGAUUAUGUUCGUCAUCGAUACGAUGAAAUUUUAUUAGAAGAAAGUCGAGUCAGAAGAAACCCACGUUUCAAAGAUGGUAGAGUUCAUUGUUGUCUUUAUUUAAUUACUCCAUGUGGUCGUGGAUUAAAGGAAAUUGAUGUGGAAUUUAUGAAACAACUAGGUUCUUUAGUUAAUAUUAUUCCAGUUAUUUGUAAAUCUGAUUCGUUAACACCUGAAGAAUUGAAAUUAAAUAAAACUUUGAUCAUGGAUGAUAUUGAUAGAUUCAAGUUACCAAUUUAUAAUUUCCCUUUUGAUGAAGAAGAAGUGACUCAAGAUGAUUAUGAAACCAAUAUGUAUUUACGUUCUCUUUUACCAUUUUCCAUUAUUGGUUCUAACGAAGUUUAUGAUAUGGGUAAUGAUUUAAUAAUUCGUGGGAGAAAGUACCCAUGGGGUAUGCUCGACGUAGAGGACGCAAACAUUUCAGAUUUUGUUAUUUUAAGAAAUGCCCUGUUAAUUUCCCAUUUACACGACUUGAAAGAUUAUACACAUGAAAUACUAUACGAACGUUAUAGAACUGAAGCCCUUUCUGGUGAAUCUGUACUAUUCGGUGGUAAUAGUAAGGAUGUAGAUCAACGUCUAGAUGAUGAUAAUAAUAAUAAUAAUAUCAAUGCUACUUUGACAUCUCCAAAAGUACCCACCAGUGAAAUGCUUAAUGAGAAAGCUAAUGGUACUAAUCUUAAUGAAAGAGUAUCUAAUACUCAAGAUACUUAUUUAGCUCGUGAAGAACAAAUAAGGUUAGAAGAAGAAAGAUUAAAAGCAUUCGAAGAAAGAGUACAACAAGAACUAUUAUUAAAGAGACAAGAAUUAUUAGAUAGAGAAAGGGAACUAAGAGAAAUUGAGGAAAGAUUGGAAAAGGAAGCAAUGUUGAAAAGACAAGAACAAGAAGAACAAAAUUUAAAUGAAGAAUUGAGUGAUCUUGCUGAUAAUUAA